GCAGAAGAAAUAGUAGUAGCUACUACUAGAAUUGAAACAAUGUUAGGUGAUACUGCUGUUGCUGUACAUCCUGAUGAUCAAAGGUAUAAACAUCUCCAUGGAAAAUUUGUUAUUCAUCCAUUCUGUAAUCGACGAAUGCCAAUUGUCUGUGAUAAAUUUGUUGAUCCAAAUUUUGGCACAGGUGCUGUAAAGAUUACCCCAGCUCAUGACCAUAAUGAUUAUGAAGUAGGAAAAAGACAUAAUUUACCUUUUAUUAAUAUACUUGAUGAUGGAGGAAUUAUCACAAACAACUGUGGACAAUUUACAGGGUUAAAGCGUUUUGAAGCAAGAAAAGCUGUGUUAAAAGCACUUGAAGAUAUUGGAUUAUAUAGAGAUUGCAAAGAUAAUCCUAUGGUAGUACCCAUUUGCAAAAAUAGAAAAAGUAUUUAUAAGAAAGACCAAUAA
This is a messenger RNA of Centruroides sculpturatus (bark scorpion), 444 nucleotides long. Its product is annotated as valine--tRNA ligase-like. Bases 40 to 444 code for a protein of 134 amino acids. NCBI's taxonomy places the organism in Eukaryota, Metazoa, Arthropoda, Arachnida, Scorpiones, Buthidae. Gene Ontology annotation, biological process: valyl-tRNA aminoacylation. The transcript has 4 exons. Gene Ontology annotation, cellular component: cytosol. The record is from RefSeq and is a predicted model, not a curated record. Gene Ontology annotation, molecular function: valine-tRNA ligase activity; ATP binding; aminoacyl-tRNA deacylase activity.